Molecule: messenger RNA, 2016 nt
Organism: Durusdinium trenchii
Lineage: Eukaryota; Dinophyceae; Suessiales; Symbiodiniaceae
Source: the annotation of a GenBank genome assembly
AGACAGUGCUGGCCCAAACAGACGAGCACAGACUGCUUGUCCAAAGUCCAGAGCCAUGUUGGAAGAGGAGGCCUCGCCGGAGAUGCAAAAGAAAGCACAGGAAGCUCAAUUAUUAGCCAAAGACCUCGUAAUUUUUGCAUGCCGCCCAGGUUAUUUGUGACUUAAGGAGUUUGCAAAGGCUCACUGUGAGGCCUACCAGGACGUGCUGGAGCAGGUGAUGCAGAAGGUCUCUCGGGUUCUCAACGAGCGUGUAGCUCAAGAUGAAGCGGACGCGCCUGCACUUGGCCGAAUCAUGACCGAGCCUGUCUACAACCCUGAUGAUGAGGACUUGCCGCUGCGGCCCACAGACAAUAUCCUCCUCCGUCGUGAUUCCAGGUGCAUCAUCAUGGAUGCCUUCGAGCUUGGUCGGGAGUUCCCUGAGGUGGAAAUCGAUCCGCGGCUCGUCUUCGACAACCCCACCAUCGAAUCCCUGAGUCAAGCCAUCGUUGAUCUUCCCAAGACCCAACGCACCAAGAGCGUGGAGAGCGCUAGUACUGCACAGCCAGGUGUGACCUUGACUUCGGUGGCUUUCACUCAGAUCACUGGGACGGGUGAGAUGGCCCCUUGCAGCUACAGACCCCGGGGUGGAGAGGCCUCCCGGUAUUAUCGCAGCACUGAUGGGAUGGAGAGUAUCCUCCUCCCUGCUAGCAUGGCGCGGAUUGGAGAUGAUACCAACUGCCCGACAGCGCGGGAGAACGAAGGACCCUCUCAUGUCGUGGAACUCAGUAGUUUCUUGAUGGAUAUCGAGCCUGUAAGUUUGGGCGCCUACGCGCGGUUCCUGAAUUUGACACAGCCAAGUCAAGAUGAGCUCUUUGACUUCUGCCUUUUACCUGCUGAAGAUGCAAGAUGUUGCCAUAUACCACUGACGUUGGGCGAGGAGGGGUGGCAGGUGAAACCCGGCGUGCCACCUAACUGGCCAAUGAUUCUGGUGUCCUGGUAUGGCGCCAAUGCAUACGCUCUCUGGGCCCAUGGAGAAGACUGGCGCAGCUACAAGACCGCCAGCAAGAGCUUCCUCCCGACAGAGGCUCAGUGGGAGUAUGCUGCGCGGGGCCCUGAGACCAUGCAGUUCCCUUGGGGAAAUGAUGAUGCCACGCCUGAUUUGCUCAAUGUCUGCUGGGACGCUAGCACGUAUGAUAGCAAGGGCAACGUCACGGCUCAUGUGGCAACUCCAUUGGAAGAGCUUCCUUUGGUGGGCGUCAAUGUCUUGAUGGGGGUCUCCCCCUUUGGUCUUCGAGGGAUGGCGGGCAAUGUGUGGCAGUGGUGCCGCGACACCUACCACACAAACUUCUACAUGUGCACAGAGGGCCACGAGAAAGUGCAAAGGCACUGGAAAAGGCACUGGAAAGGCCAGUGACAAAGAUGCCUGGAAUGCGGAGGAAGAAGAAGGUGCCCUGAAGAGCGAGCGUGGAGGUAGCUGGGUUGGCCCAGCCUCGUUGGCACGCAGCAGCUACCGUCGUGGGCGGCACCCCUGCGCCAAGGGCCGUUGCUUGGGCUUCCGGUGUUGUGCACCGGGCCACUUCGUGGACGUGCUGUGAGCUGCGGGGCCCGCAGCUCGUGCCCCGGUGAUUAAUCUCGGUGGUAUUGGGCUGAAGGAGUGCCAGGUGCCAACUGAGGUCAGGCGGCCACAUUUCGGCACAUAGCGCCGUGUGCGAAGGAUCAAACAACCUUUGGACUCUGGACCUUCAACCACUUUGAAAGGUUGAGUGAUAGUCAGAUGGUCCGAUUUUGGAUGCCAGCAGGGUCUUGCACAGUUCAUGGGUUGAAAGAUUCUAUUCUUGAUGAAGAGGGGUUCAACAAAGCCAUGGAUGUUCAUUCAGAGUAAGGGUUCACACGCAGUCGAUGGCGCUGGAAUCUUCCCAUCAUUUCACUCGUGACGAGUUCCAGACGCAUGCUGGCACCUCAACAAGGAUUGAGUGGUUUUGCGCCAGCCGUUCCAGAUUGCAAUUCAGAAAUGACGUUUUCUGAAAGAGGAUGUGC